AUGAGAUCUUUUCAAACAUUUUUUGAUUCUUCUUUUCUCUCUUUCAUAGUUUCACUGGUUUCUUCUUUACUAUUUCAUAAUGUUUUUUUCUUAAUUCUUCCUUUUUAUACACUUCUUUCUUUCUUUCUUUCUCUCUCUCUCAUUUCUUUCUUUCCAUCUCUCCUUCUUCCCCCCUUCUUUCUUUCUUUCUUUUCCCUAUUUCUUUCUUUCUUUCUUUCUCCCAUUUCAUUCUUUCCAUCUCUACUUCUUUUAACUUUCUUUCUUUUCUUUUCUUUCUUUCUUUCUUUCUUUCUUUCCAUCUCUCCUUCUUCCCCCCUUCUUUCUUUCUUUCUUUUCCCUAUUUCUUUCUUUCUUUCUUUCUCCCAUUUCAUUCUUUCCAUCUCUACUUCUUUUACCUUUCUUUCUUUCUUUCUUUCUUUCUUUCUUUCUUUCCAUCUCUCCUUCUUACCCCCUUCUUUCUUUCUUUCUUUUCCCUAUUUCUUUCUUUCUUUCUUUCUCCCAUUUCAUUCUUUCCAUCUCUACUUCUUUUACCUUUCUUUCUUUCUUUCUUUCUUUCUUUUGCUUUCUUUCUUUCUUUCUUUCUUUCUUUAUUUAUUUAUUUAUUUAUACCCUUCCUUCUUUCUUUAUUUUUUCCUUUCUCUCAUUUCUUUCUUUCUUUUUUACAGAAUUUCCUUAUUUUUUUUUACUUUUGUCCCUUGUAUUCACUUUUUUUUACUUCUAUUUAAUUCUUUCUUUUAUUCUCUUUCUCUCCAUUCUCUUUCAUUUUCUGCCUCCUUUAAUUCUUUCUUUCUUUCUUUCUUUCCAUCUUUCUUUCUUCCUUUCUUUCAUUCUUUCCACUUCUGUCCUUUGUCUCUUUCUAUCCAUUCUCUUUCCUUUUCUAAUUUCCUUACUUCCUUUCUUCCUUUCUUUCUUUCUUUUUACAUUCAUUUUUCCUUCUUUCACCUGUUUUCUUCCUUCCUUCUUCAUCUAAUAUUCAUUCCUUCUGUUCGCUUUUACUUCUUCUUCAAUUUCUUUUCUAAUUCUUUAUUUCCUCUUUUUUUUAAUACCAUUUACCUUUUCUCUUUUAUUCCGCUCUAUUUAGAUUAUCUGCCCACCAAUCUCUCUUUCUCUCUCUCUUUUUCUCUCUCUCUUUUCUCUUUCUUCCUCUCUCUCUCUUUUCUCUCUCUUCCUCUCUCUCUUUCUCUCUCUCUUUUUCUCUCUCUUUUCUCUCUCUUUUUUCUCUCUCUCUAUUUCUCUCUCUCUUUUCUCUCUCUCUUUUUCUCUUUCUUUUUCUCUCUCUCUCUUUUCUCUCUUUUCAUCUCUCUUUUUUCUCUUUCUAUUUCUCUCUUUUUUUCUCUUUCCUUUUCUUUUCUCUCUUUUUUCUCUCUUUUCUCUCUCUUUUCUCUUUCUUUUUCUCUCUUAUCUCUCUCUUUUCUCUCUCUUUUCUCUCUCUUUUUUCUCUUUCUUUUUCUCUCUUUAUCUCUCUCUCUUUUCUCUCUCUCUUUCUCUCUCUUUUCUCUCUCUCUCUUUUCCUCUCUAUAUCUCUCUCUUUCUCUCUCUCUUUUCUCUCUUUUCUCUCUCUCUUUUCUCUCUCUUUUUCUCUUUCUUUUUUCUCUCUCUCUUUUCUCCGUCUUUUCCAUCUCUCUCUUUUUCUCUCAUUCCUCUCUCUCUCUCUCUCUCUCUCUCUCUCCAGCAAAGUUUUUUUAUAGCUUUUCUCAUCCUUUCUAUCCAAAAAUUAAUGUAUCUCUUUUACUCUAUCUCCCAGUCACUGUUCUACCAAUUAUUAGUCCGUCCUGGGUUAAUUCUUUCUUUUUUUAUUCCCUAUUCUUAUUUUUCUUUUCGUAUUUCUUCACAUUAUUUUUCUUCAUUUAUCUCAUUGAUCUGUCUUUUUCAUUCCUUUUCUUUCUUUUUUUUGCAGCUACGUUUUUGAUUUUCUUUCUUUCAUUCUUUCCUUCCUUAUAUUUUUCAUUUCCGUUUCUUCUGACAUCUUCUCACAUUUCUUUAUUUUCUUUCUUUGUUUAUUUAUUGAGUAAUUCUUUCUUUUUAUUUCUUUAUUCUUUUUACUUUCUUUUCAUUUUCGUUCUUUACCAUCAUUUUUUCCUCCUUUCUUUUCUUUCUUUUUCAUUUAUUUAUCGAUUAAUCACUUGUUCCUUUCUUCUUCUGCUUUUUUCUUUCUUUCUUUUUUUUUUGGGGGGGGGUCCUUCCUAUUCCAAGCGUCUUUCUUUCAUUCUUAAUUUCCUCGCGCAUUGCUGUUUCCCACAUAUUUUUUUCGUUCCUUUAUUCAUUCUAAACUUCUUAUCAUUCUUUCUAUAUAUACGCUCUAUUUUAUUUUUCUUUCUUUCUUAUUAA
Molecule: messenger RNA, 2328 nt
Organism: Acanthosepion pharaonis
Lineage: Eukaryota; Metazoa; Mollusca; Cephalopoda; Sepiida; Sepiidae
Source: the annotation of a GenBank genome assembly